GCCGACCAAAGAGGGCGGAGAAACCACAAACCCCAGAAGCCCUCACGUCCACUCUUCUCCCUCCCCUCCAGGAGUCGGAGUGCUGUUUUUGUUGUUGGUGGAAGGUGAGGGAACAGCUGAUCCGUGUGUGGGGAGGGCAGAUAUCGUGAGGGCAGAAUGGAGGAAUCAUCACUAAGCCGGGCACCUUCCCGAUGUGGAGUCAACUUUCUGAAUGUAGCCCGGACCUACAUCCCCAACACCAAGGUGGAAUGUCACUAUACCCUUCCCCCAGGCACCAUGCCCAGUGCCAGCGACUGGAUUGGCAUCUUCAAGGUGGAGGCUGCCUGUGUUCGGGAUUACCACACGUUUGUAUGGUCUUCAGUGCCUGAAAGUGCGGCUGAUGGCUCCCCUGUCCACGCCAGCGUCCAGUUCCAAGCCAGCUACCUGCCCAAACCUGGAGCCCAGCUCUACCAGUUCCGAUAUGUGAACCGCCAGGGCCGGGUGUGUGGGCAGAGCCCCCCUUUCCAGUUCCGAGAGCCAAGGCCCAUGGAUGAACUGGUGACCCUGGAGGAGACUGAUGGUGGCUCUGACAUCCUGCUGGUUGUCCCCAAGGCCACCGUGCUGCAGAACCAGCUGGACGAGAGCCAGCAAGAGAGGAAUGACCUGAUGCAGCUGAAGCUGCAGCUGGAGGGACAGGUGACAGAGCUGAGGAGUCAAGUACAGGAUCUCGAGACGGCUCUGGAGACUGCCAGGCAGGAGCACGCAGAGCUGAUGGAGCAGUACAAGGGGCUUUCCCAGUCACACGGGGAGCUCAUAGAAGAGAGGGACAUCCUGAGCCAGCAACAGGGAGACCAUGUGGCACGCAUCCUGGAGCUGGAAGAUGACAUCCAGACCAUCAGUGAGAAGGUGCUGACAAAGGAGGUGGAGCUGGAUAGGGUGAGAGACACAGUGAAGGCCCUGACUCGGGAACAAGAGAAGCUCCUCGGGCAACUGAAAGAAGCGCAAGCAGAUAAGGAGCAAAGUGAGGCUGAGCUCCAAAUGGCACAACAAGAAAACCAUCGCUUAAAUUUGGAGCUGCAGGAAGCGAAGGGCCGGCAGGAGGAACAGGGUGCUCAGGCCCAGCGACUCAAGGACAAGGUGGCCCAGAUGAAGGACACCCUAGGCCAGGCCCAGCAGCGUGUGGCUGAGCUGGAGCCCCUGAGGGAGCAGCUUCGAGGAGCCCAGGAGCUUGCAGCCUCAAGCCAGCAGAAAGCCGCCCUUCUCGGGGAGGAGCUUGCCAGCGCAGCGGGAGCCAGGGACCGCACCAUGGCAGAGCUCCACCGCAGCCGCCUGGAAGUGGCUGGAGUCAAUGGCAGGCUGGCUGAGCUCAGCCUGCACUUGAAGGAGGAAAAAAGCCAGUGGAGCAAGGAGCGGGCAGGGCUGCUGCAGAGUGUGGAGGCCGAGAAAGACAAGAUCCUGAAGCUGAGUGCAGAGAUACUUCGACUGGAAAAGGCAGUUCAGGAGGAGAAGACCCAGAACCAAGUGUUCAAGACUGAACUGGCCCGGGAAAAGGAUACGAGCCUGGUGCAGCUGUCAGAGAGCAAGCGGGAACUGACAGAGCUGCGGUCAGCCCUGCGUGUGCUCCAGAAGGAAAAGGAACAGUUGCAGGAGGAGAAGCAGGAACUGCUGGAGUACAUGAGAAAGCUGGAGGCCCGCUUGGAGAAGGUGGCAGACGAGAAGUGGAGUGAGGGCGCUGCCACAGAGGACGAGGAGGCGGCUGCAGGGCUGAGCUGCCCAGCGGCUCUGACAGACUCAGAGGAUGAGUCCCCGGAAGACAUGAGGCGCCCUCCCUAUGGCCUGUGUGAGCGGGGAGACUCAGGCUCCUCUCCUGCUGGGCCACGAGAGGCUUCUCCCCUGGUUGUCAUCAGCCAGCCGGCUCCCAUUGCCCCCCAUCUCUCAGGGCACGCUGAGGACAGCAGCUCUGACUCGGAGGCCGAAGAUGAGAAGUCAGUGCUCAUGGCAGCUGUUCAGAGUGGGGGUGAGGAGGCCAAUCUGCUGCUUCCUGAGCUGGGCAGUGCCUUCUAUGACAUGGCCAGUGGCUUUGCAGUGGGUCCCUUGUCAGAGGCCAGCACUGGGGGCCCUGCCACCCCCCCGUGGAAAGAGUGCCCCAUUUGUAAGGAGCGCUUCCCAGCCGAGAGUGAUAAGGAUGCCCUGGAGGACCAUAUGGAUGGACACUUCUUUUUCAGCACCCAGGACCCCUUUACCUUUGAGUGAUCUCACCCUCCCCCCCCCCGCCCCAGGACAUGCCCAGAUACACUUACACACAGACACACACUCAUGCACACACAUACACUUGGGUCUCAUGCCUUCUCUGCCACCCUGGGCUCCAUGAUGUUCUGUUCCCUGAGAACCACUCCCUGAACUGUGUUCAUCCCAAGCUCUCACCUUCAUCCUCUCCCGCCUGGCUCUUUUGUCCAGGCAGGGCCCCUUCUUAGAAACAGUGGCUGACUUUACCCCCCUGAAAGCGGUUUUGGAGGAACCAGGAUGGAGGAGACCUUCCCCAGGGGGAAUAGGAUCACCCCCUCCUCACCCUGGUUGCUUCUGUCACUGACACCAGCCACCCCCACGCACACGCCCGCGCACACACAUGCACGCACACACACACACACACACACAUGCACUCAGACUCACACGUACUUUCUGCUGCCCCAAAGCCAAUUCCUGGGGCACCCCACCGUCUCUUAUUCGGGGUCUGUGUUGGUUUACCUGAGUUUUCUCAGGGGCCUGCAUCGAGGCAGCAGCGUGGACACCAUGGCCUCUUCAGGUCUCUUUCAGUUCUGAGCUUCAGUGGUUCCUUCCAUCCUCCAACCCCACCCCAUUGCCUUCUGCACCCUGCCCCAGCCUUUUCCACACCAUUAGGUAUGAAGUUUGGAGCUUUCUUUUGUAUUUUUGAGGUUUUCUGUUCUCUAUCUCCUGCCCUUCCCUGCCCUCCCUCCCCCAGUGUCCUCACAUGGAAAGAAAGAAUGCAUUUGUGCCUUCUGUGAGGGAUGAGGGGAACAGAUGGUCCCAGGUGUCCCCAUUUCUCACCCCUUCCUCCCUCUCCAGGUUCCCCCACAGCAAUAAGAGCUUUCCCUCUUUAUCCCUCCCUCAAUCUGUAGUUUGGACAAAUAUAUUUAUAUGAUAUGUAUAACAAUUCUAAUAAAAUGUGUUCUUA
Molecule: messenger RNA, 3172 nt
Organism: Zalophus californianus (California sea lion)
Lineage: Eukaryota; Metazoa; Chordata; Mammalia; Carnivora; Otariidae
Gene: CALCOCO1
Product: calcium binding and coiled-coil domain 1
Exons: 15
Coding region: 157-2232 (691 amino acids)
Source: RefSeq, a predicted model, not a curated record